Messenger RNA from Sinocyclocheilus grahami, 1455 nucleotides. RefSeq lists its product as uncharacterized. The record is from RefSeq and is a predicted model, not a curated record. The transcript is spliced from 7 exons. NCBI's taxonomy places the organism in Eukaryota, Metazoa, Chordata, Actinopteri, Cypriniformes, Cyprinidae. Bases 1 to 1455 code for a protein of 484 amino acids.
AUGAUACUUUACUGUGUGGUUGGUGAGACGGGAGUUACUGAAAUACAAAGAGAUGAUCUGAUAGUGUGGAGGUUUGGAGAUAAAGGUGUCCUCCUGGCUAAAAUUGAUGUGGAAACUAACGAGACUUCAUUAAAUGAUGCUGAUGAAAGAUUCAAAGACAGACUGCAGCUGGAUCAGACUGGGUCUCUGAUCAUCAAGAACACCAGAACUGAACACACUGGACUUUAUGAACUACAGAUCAGAGGCCGUGAGAGCUCGCAGCAAUUCCUGGUUUCUGUCAGUGCUCUUCCUGAUCUGGGUCUGUCUCCGGGUGUUAUAGUUGGGAUAUCUGCUGCUGUUCUGCUGUUUUUGACUGCAGUUGUAGCUGUUGUUGUGAAUUACUAUCGCCGCAAGAUCUCUGAACUAAAAAAGCAAGCGGUGAGGACAGAGCCCGUGAAGUCUGGAGAAUUUGUGACUUUAAAUAUUGACACUGAAAUACAAAGCGAAGAUCUGAUACUGUGGACAUUUGGAGCUAAAAAUUGUCUCGUUGUUAAAGUUGAUUCAGGAACAACUACUAUUAGUGAGAAUUUCAGAGACAGACUGAAGCUGGAUCAUCAGACUGGAUCUCUGACCAUUAGAAACACCAGAACCACAGACUCUGGAGUUUAUAAACUACAAAUCAUCAACAGCGAACAGACCACAUUCAGGAGAUUUGACGUGACUGUCACUGUGAUGGAGGGAGAUUCUGUCACUCUAAACACUGAUCUUACUGAAAUACAGAGAGAUGAUCUGAUAAUGUGGAGAUUUGGACACAUUCUCAUCGCACAAAUUAACAGAAAAAACAAUAAGAGCAUAGUUUAUGAUGAUAAAGCCGGUGAGAGAUUCAGAGGCAGACUGAAGCUGGACAAUGAGACUGGAUCUCUGAGCAUCACAAACACCAGAACCACAGACUCUGGAGUUUAUAAAGUAACCAGCAUAAGAUCAGAGACACCGCUCAACAUCUUCAGUCUUACUGUCUAUGCUCGUCUGCCUGUUCCCGUCAUCAGCAGAGACUGUUCAUCAUCAUCAUCAUCAUCAUCAUCAUCAUCAUCAUCAUCAUGUUCACUGUUGUGUUCAGUGGUGAAUGUGAGUCAUGUGACUCUCUCCUGGUACAAAGGAAACAGUUUAUUGUCCAGCAUCAGUGUGUCUGAUCUCAGCAUCAGUCUCUCUCUACCUCUGGAGGUGGAAUAUCAGGAGAAAAACACCUACAGCUGUGUGCUCAACAAUCCCAUCAGCAACCAGACCACACAUCUGGACAUCAGUCAACUCUGUCAGCCAUGUUCAGUCUGUAUCUGCUGCUGUGGUUCUACUGAAGCUGUGAUCCGAUUGGCUCUCUCUGCUCUGGUGUGCGUGGCUGUUGUUGCUGUGCUGGUUUAUGACAUCAGAUCCAGAAGCCUUCAACAGAAUAGAAGAAAGAAUACAACACCAUCUGAUUAA